Molecule: messenger RNA, 1425 nt
Organism: Aspergillus viridinutans
Lineage: Eukaryota; Fungi; Ascomycota; Eurotiomycetes; Eurotiales; Aspergillaceae
Gene: egl3
Product: putative extracellular endoglucanase/cellulase
Exons: 5
Coding region: 1-1425 (474 amino acids)
Biological process (GO): glucan catabolic process
Cellular component (GO): extracellular region
Molecular function (GO): cellulose binding; hydrolase activity, hydrolyzing O-glycosyl compounds
Source: RefSeq, a predicted model, not a curated record
AUGAGAAUCAGCAACUUGAUCAUGGCCGCCAGCGCUGCUGGUCUGGUCAACGCUCUGCCCGUACGCGAGAUGGCCAAAAAACGCUCCUCUGGAUUUACCUGGGUCGGUGUCAGCGAAUCUGGUGCCGAAUUCGGUAGCAGCAUCCCCGGAACCCUGGGUACAGACUACACAUGGCCCGAUACCUCCAAGAUCCAGACUCUGCGCGACGCGGGUAUGAACAUCUUCCGUGUUCCAUUUUUGAUGGAGCGUCUGGUCCCCAGCUCCAUGACCGGUACCCCGGAUGCCACCUACCUGAGCGACCUGAAGAAGACCGUCAAGUUCAUUACCGACUGUGGUGCUUAUGCCAUUAUUGAUCCUCAUAACUAUGGAAGAUACUCUGGAAGUAUCAUUUCCUCUACUUCCGACUUCCAGACAUUCUGGAAGACCGUCGCUAGCGAAUUCGCCUCCAAUGACAAGGUCAUCUUCGAUACCAACAAUGAAUACCAUGAUAUGGACCAGACUCUGGUGCUCAAUUUGAACCAGGCCGCCAUCAAUGGUAUUCGUGAUGCCGGUGCCACAACGCAAUACAUCUUCGUUGAGGGUAACCACUACAGUGGCGCCUGGACCUGGACUGACAACAAUGACAACCUUAAGGGUUUGACGGAUCCUCAGGACAAGAUCGUCUUUGAGAUGCACCAGUAUCUCGACUCGGACGGUUCUGGUACCUCUGAGUCCUGUGUCAGCUCCACUAUCGGCCAGGAGCGUGUGGAGUCUGCCACUCAGUGGCUGAAGGACAACGGCCUCAAAGGAUUCCUUGGAGAGUUCGCCGGUGGUGUCAACUCCCAGUGUGAGACCGCCGUUGAGGGUCUUCUCUCUUACAUGUCCGAGAACAGCGAUGUCUGGCUCGGUGCUUCGUGGUGGUCUGCCGGUCCCUGGUGGGGAACUUAUAUGUACAGUCUCGAGCCUACUAGCGGUCCUGCCUACUCAACCUACCUUCCCAUUCUGAAGAAGUACUUUGUGAGCGGCACCGCCUCUUCUUCCUCCUCUUCCUCGAGCACCAGCUCUUCUGCCUCUGUGACCAAGCCAACCACUACUACCGCUACUCAGGUUGAGGUCGUCGACACUUCUUCCCCUUCCUCUACUCCUACUCCGUCCUCUGUCCCUCCAGCCGAGCCUACCGCUCCCGCUCCUUCUAAGGCUGCUCAGCCCUCCAAGCCCUCGAGUGCUACCCCCAGCACCACGGCGACCGCCGCUGCUUCGACUCCUGCUUCUGGCUCUGCUUCCGGUUGCCGUGCCUCCAAGCCUACUGCCAGCAGCUCUGCCUCUGCCUCUGGUGUCGCCAAGCACUGGUACCAAUGCGGUGGAAUCAACUGGACCGGCCCUACAACCUGCGAGAGCGGCUACACCUGUGUUAAGCAGAACCCUUACUACCACCAGUGUGUUUAA